UUUCUUAUGUAAUCCAUUGAAUUCUAAAUUGAAAUCAGUUACUAGAAUUAGCCACAUGUAUAUCCUUUAUAUUGAUCUUACUUUUCAGCCGACUUAGCUACAGGACUUCAAUUCAAAAUUUCCAAAUUAAAAAAAUAGAAUCAUCCAAGUCAAGAAUUCAUUGCUAUCACUUCCGUAAAGUUUAAUAGUUUAAAGCUGGUGAGGAUAAUUUGAAGAACCAUGCUAUUACUAAUACUUACUAAUGACAAGAGACUAUCAAUCUACCAAAUUGUUCUCUUUUCCUGUCAUGCACAACGGGAUUUAGAGUAGACCUUCUAAUUACUCUUUACACAUUACUUUUUAAAAACUUAAAUAGUUGUAAAAUUUUGUUCAGUUUCAAGCCAAACCUAACUGAACUAGUUUCAAAUUACUCUUAUAUUUUAAUACGAACAGGCAAAUAAUAAAUAAAUGACAACUAGCUAAUCAAUUAUAAUCAAAUGAUAGCCCCAACAUUUGAAUAAAUAGACACCAACAAAUCUAUGAAAGAAUAUAAAAUCUAAAAUAGAAAUACAAAAUGACUGACUAUAAUGAGUGGUGUGUUUUGUGUCCCCUAUUAUUUCCAGUUAUGAGCAGUGGUGAUAGAAGUUGGAUGAAGUUGCCUAGAGUCCAUCCUAAGUAUAAGGAUAGAGUCAAUGAAUUUUUUAAUUUGGUAUUUACAAAAGUGGCAGUUGGUGGUUGUAUAAAUUGUCCAUGUAAAAAGUGUGCUUUCCGUCACGUGCAUAAAUGGCCAGAUGUGUAUAGUCUUUUAAUCUGCCAUGGUUUUGUUGAAGGGUACACUUUAUGGAACUUUCACGGGGAAGGUUUGCUUUCAAUGGAAACAGAAAAGGAUUUAGAGAGUGAACAUAUUAAUGAUGAGGGGUCGAACGAUAUUAAUGAUAUAGAUAUGUUAUUGAAUGACACUUUCGGGUAUCUCGGGGAGGGAGAAGAACAAAAUGUGGAAGCUAUGAACUUUUUUAAGUUGAUGGAAGAGGGUAAGCAAGAACUCUACCCCGGCUGCAAGAAGGUUUCAAAACUCUCUUUCACUCUUCGUUUGUUUCUUUUCAAAUGUAUAAAUGGGUUGAGUCACUUUAUCUUUUUGACUUUAAUAUGUCCGGGUCCCAAUGAUCCAGAAAAAAAGACAGACAUUUAUUUCAACCCCUUAUCGAGGAGAUGAAAGAACUUUGGGUCAUUGGGACACCAACUUGAUGUUUCAAGGGAUCAAAAUUUUAUCAUGAAAGCUGACAUCAUUUGGACCAUUAGCGACUUCCCUGCCUAUGACAUGCUUUUAGGGUGGAGCACACAUGGUCUUAUGGGAUGUCCGAUAUGCAUGGAGAAAUUAGGUGCCAAUUGGCUAACUUUCAGUACAAAACCACGCUACUGUGAUUGUCACCGCAAGUUUCUCUCGAAAAACCACCGAUAUCGAAAGGACAAAAAGUCUUUCAUUAGAGGUAGAGUGGUACGAGACACCCCGCCCCGAGAUUGACCGGGGAAGCAAUUUUUAACCGGGUUCGACGUAUUCCUACGGUUGUGCAUGAACCAAAUAAGAAGCCAUAUGGGUUUUGUGAUACCCAUAAGUGGACAAAGAGGAGUAUAUUGUGGGAGUUACCAUAUUGGAAAGACCUUCUCAUUCGUCACAAUAUAGAUGUCAUGCACACUGAGAAGAACAUGGUUGACAAUAUAUUUAACACAGUGAUGGAUUUCAAAGGCAAAACUAAAGACGGUCUUGCAUCUCAAAAAGAUAUGACUAUUUGGUGUGACAGACCCGAACUUUCUGUUGAUCUAGAAUAUAAGGGUAACAAUAUUCCAAAAGCAGUCUACAAAGUCACAGAAGCACAAAAAGAAUCAAUAUUACAAUGGCUUGUGUCUUUGAAGUUUCCAGAUGGCUACUGCUCCAACUUGUCCAGAUGCGUGGACAUGGACAAACUUGCAACGACGUCGAGCAUUAAAACUCACAAUGCUCAUGUAAUAAUGCAAAGACUUCUCCCAAUUGCUCUGAAAGAGAUGCUUCCUGAACACGUAUGGUCCUGCAUUACUGAGAUCAGUUUGUUGUUUCAGUCGAUAUGCUCAAGCGUUUUGGAUGCAGCAUCCCUCCAGAGACUAGAAGAGUCUGUUCCCAUGCUGAUGUGUAAUUUGGAAAAGAUAAUGCCUCCAUCAUUUUUCGAUGGAAUGGAACAUCUUGUAAUAUUUCUUCCGUAUGAGGCUUUGAAUGGUGGGCCCGUCUUCUAUCGCUGGAUGUACAAAUUUGAAAGGUUAGUCACAAUUUCAUUUAUCUUUGAAUAUUUAUUUUAUAACAACAUUAAUCUGUGUACCACUUUUAUUUUACAUUGCAGAUUUCUUGGAGAGUUGAAAAAGAAAGUGACCAACAAAGCACACGUUGAGGCUUCAAUUUGUCAAGCGUAUCUUCAACAAGAAAUCUCAACGUUCUCAUCUUUUUAUUUUGAACGUGAAGUCAUCACUAGAAGAAAGAGACCUGCUCGUAACGAUGACAUUGGCGAGGAUUUAUAUGAAAAUGUAGUUUUCAUUUUCAAUUACCCAAGUAGAGGUAAAGGAGAUGCGACAAACCGAUACAUCGUGGGAAAAGAAUUACAAAUUGCGUAUACUUAUAUGCUCAUUAAUUGUCCAAAAAUCUUACCGUUGUAUCAGUAAGUUAAAUUUGUAGUUAUAUUCGUAAUAUAUAUACAAUUAAGGUAGUUGAUUAUAAUAUUUUCAUGUUUGACUUCACGGUGAAUUUAGAGCGGAGUACUCAGCAUUCCCUGACAAUGAAAUUGAUGCAAUGGUGGACUCUCAUUUUAUACCGUGGUACAAGUAUCAGAUCAAUAACCGUGGGAUUGUGGACCCUUUGUUAGUAUCAUUAUUGUGGGGCCCUGGUGCCUAUGCCAAAGUUUGGCGGUCAUAUCUUAUAAACGGUUACACCUAUCACACAGUCGAUUACGGACAGGGCCGACCAACACUGAACAGCGAGUUAUGUGUCCCAACCAUCGGUGAUGAUAACUCAGAAACCAAUUUUUUUGGUGUCUUGCAUGAGAUUCUCGAAUUGGAAAUGCCUUCUACUCGGAAAAAGUUGACAUGCGUUUUGUUCCGCUGCAAAUGGGUCGAUCCAACACGUGGUGUGAGAAAAAAAUUCAAUGUAUAAUAUGAUUGACGUCAACCACUCUCGCGUGUAUACGAAAAAUGAGCCUUUUAUACUCGCUCAACAAGCAGACCAGGUUUAUUAUGCAGAAUACCCUUCAACCAGGCGGACACAGAAUCCUUGGGUGUGUGCAUGUACUGUCCGCCCGAGCAAAAUUGUAUCACAAACUCAACACAAGGACGUUGAUUUAGAUGCUUUUCAGCAACAUUUUUUCCAAUCUCCGCCGAUUGUUGAGACGGUCAACCAUCACAUUCAGUUAAGUGAUCCAAAUGGCGGAAGUGUUGAAGUCAUGCCAGAAAUGCACCUUCCGGACCUAACACCUCCAUUUGAGCGCGAAAUUGUUGAAAUGCAUGAAGAACAACAAAAUGCUCAAUAUCAGGAAGAAGGAGAAUGGAUAGACGAUUCUGAUACAGAAGAAGAUGUUGUAUAUGUAGAAAAUAACGAUUCUGAUA
Messenger RNA from Cuscuta europaea, 3600 nucleotides. NCBI's taxonomy places the organism in Eukaryota, Viridiplantae, Streptophyta, Magnoliopsida, Solanales, Convolvulaceae. The record is from the annotation of a GenBank genome assembly.